GGAUACUUCAACGAAAUUUGAAUUUUACCCGCCGUGUACAGAAAUAGGUCGACUAUGAUCCACAAUACUCGAAAAUGACAACCGCACGUCCGUAUUUUGAGCAGAUGGCUGUAUUUUUCGUUCUAAACGGCCCACUCUGGCAAGCAGUCGGAGAACAGCCAGCGGAGGCCACGUCACAUCCGGCGCAGUCAUGACGUAGGACGUCUCAAUCAACGAUUGGAGGAAAGCUGCGGCGAGGCUGACGUGAUUAUGAAUUUCGUCACUUGGUGGCGUUCACGAGUAAAGUUAUGUUACAACCUAUACGUUUGACCUGCCUGCGGUCUGAACGGCCUCACAAGUCACAACCCGGCAAACACGGCCACCCUGUGAUCCCAGUGUCCGUGAACCCACUAAUCCCGUGCCAAACACGGUAGUCGGUUCGUGCUUUGUGUCGCGAUGGCGUGUCGCGGAAACAGAAAACUUAGCGACACCAGCGAGGACGAAGACAUCGCUUCUGCGAUGGUGAAAGAUCGCCGAUUCGGCUUACAGCCGUACAUUUACGACCCAUCUGCGUCGUCUUCAUCUGAAGGCGACGGGGACGGGCCGGACACGCCACCACCAGCCCGUCGUGUGGGCUCCGCGAAUUGGUGCUCUUGCAACGGCUGCAGAGCGAUGCUGACGGACUACAAGUCCCUGUGCUGCCGAGAGGUUGACCGUGCAAGAGAGCUCUGCCAGGACCAGGGGGUGUCCUGUAUCACCAAGCACCCCUGGUUCGAGCUCUACUGCCUGAACAGGCCAGUGCUGGACCUGGCGUAUGUCACAAUGCAAUACUUCUGCCCUUUGGAUGCGGGGAACCGGACCCAAGAGGAGAAGUACCGCUACACGGCAUACCACCAGUUCACCUGGUGGGUGCACAAGAGGCUGGGGCGGGGAAACCGAGUGGUGCUGCCCAGCUGCGUCGUCUGUCAGAUUCGGCAAGAAUUCCCGUCCACAGAUGGGACAUACAGGGGGUUCAAAAAAUAAAAAAAGUAUUGGCCACCUGAAGGACUCGUUUACGGCAUGUUUUGUCCAGCCCUUCAAAGACACCUUCAUCAAUAAAA
Ixodes scapularis (black-legged tick) is the source of this 1079-nucleotide messenger RNA. Its product is annotated as P2X purinoceptor 7-like. Bases 436 to 1002 code for a protein of 188 amino acids. The transcript is spliced from 3 exons. NCBI's taxonomy places the organism in Eukaryota, Metazoa, Arthropoda, Arachnida, Ixodida, Ixodidae. The record is from RefSeq and is a predicted model, not a curated record.